AUGGCUCAACAGGGAGUUCUGCUGGACCAGGACCAGUUCUGUUGUUCUGUCUGUCUGGAUCUACUGAAGGAACCAGUCACCAUCCCCUGUGGACACAGUUACUGUAGAAUCUGUAUUGAGGGCUGCUGGGAUCAGGAUGUUCUGAAAGGGGUCUAUAGCUGUCCUCAGUGCAGACAGACCUUCAGUCCGAGGCCUACGCUGAGUAAAAAUAACAUGUUGGCUGAGCUGGUGGAGAAACUGAAGAAGACAGGACUCCAGGCUGCUCCCCCUCCUGCUCUGUGCUAUGCUGGACCUAGAGAUGUGGCGUGUGAUGUCUGCACUGGGACCAGAAAGCAGAAAGCCCUCAUGUCCUGUCUGGUGUGUCUGGCCUCUUACUGUGAGACUCACCUCCAAUCUCACUACGAAUCUCCUGCUUUGAAGAGGCACAAGCUGGUCAAAGCCACCGCACAACUACAGGAGAAGAUCUGCUCUCAUCAUGACAAACUGCUGGAGGUUUACUGUCGUACCGAUCAGCAGUGUAUCUGUUAUCUGUGUACAAUGGAUGAACAUAAAGGCCAUGAUACAGUGUCAGCUGCAGCAGAGAGGACUGAGAAA
Salmo salar (Atlantic salmon) is the source of this 594-nucleotide messenger RNA. Its product is annotated as E3 ubiquitin/ISG15 ligase TRIM25-like. Gene Ontology annotation, molecular function: zinc ion binding. The record is from RefSeq and is a predicted model, not a curated record. NCBI's taxonomy places the organism in Eukaryota, Metazoa, Chordata, Actinopteri, Salmoniformes, Salmonidae.